This is a messenger RNA of Cladocopium goreaui, 918 nucleotides long. The record is from the annotation of a GenBank genome assembly. Lineage: Eukaryota; Dinophyceae; Suessiales; Symbiodiniaceae.
AUGUAUAUCAUAUACAUUCAUAUACUGUAUGUACCAUAUCUGUACCAUAUCUGUACCAUAUCUCCAGUUUCCAAUGGUUCCUUUGCCAUUCUUGUGGAUGCAAUCCAGCGACGUUACCCGACAGUGCCAAGCCUGCGAGCUGUAGGCAGCCAGCCUGUGCCGUUCAGUGACUUCUCCUGCCGCGGUUGCCAGAGAAAGGAGGCAGCCCUCGACAUUUGUGGGGAGUUCGAGUGCGUCAUCGUUGUGGCAGCAAUGUGCAUUGAAGAAGAGCUCGAGGAAGACGAUGCAGAUGCUGAUCCCAGCGCAGGUGAUGGCAAGGCGAGGGUGAAGAGGAAGAUGGCCAUCGUCAUCGGUUUCAUUGGCACCAGGUACCGUGGCCUCAUGAUCAAUCCGGAAGUGGAGCAGAGUGCAGCCAAGAAAUCUGUUGAGGAAUUGAUUCGGGUGGCGUUGGUGAAAGCUAACAUCGUCAGUGAGUUGAACUCGCAGAAGUUGGAACAAAAGGUGAGCGCCUUACGCUUGGUCAUCUCAGCGCGUCUCUUGGUGUCCUUGGAAUCCUUGGACCAGGACUUCAGCCCAGAAUUGGUGGAUGAGAUCAAUGAGGGUCUGCCGGCGGACAUCCGCUGUUUCAGCGCUAAGAAGGUGCCGAACAGCUUCGAUGCCAAACACGCCUGUUCUUGGCGGGAGUAUGAGUACAUCCUCCCCACACAGCUGGCUCAGCCUCUUGAAGGUGAUUCGACUUUGAGUGCGGAAGUACUUGCUGAAAGGCUACAAGGAAUCAUGCAAAGAUUUGAAGGUUGCCAUUCGUUCCACAACUUCACACGCUUGAAGGCGUCCGACUGUUUGCCGCGCGCCGAACGCGAGAAAGGUGGGCCGGGGAUGGAUCAAUCAGGGGACAUGCAUGGACUAAAUGUUGAAUGA